CACUCACACACACACUGCCACACGCCUUGCCUUCGUUCCUCUCGCGAGUCCAGCCGCUUCUUCGUCUUCCGCCAUGGCCGCCGCGGCGCUGUACAAGGACGCGGCGGCACCGGUGGAGGCGCGGGUGCGGGACCUGCUGGGCCGCAUGACGCUGCGGGAGAAGGCGGCGCAGAUGGCCCAGAUCGAGCGCACCGUCGCGUCGCCGCGCGCCCUCGCGGAGCUCGGCGUCGGCAGCGUCCUCAACGGGGGCGGGAGCGCCCCCCUCCCCCGCGCCUCCGCCGCUGAAUGGGCCCGCAUGGUCGACGACAUGCAGCGCCACGCCCUCUCCUCCCGCCUCGCCGUCCCCAUCCUCUACGGCACCGACGCCGUCCACGGCCACAACAACGUCUACGGCGCGACCAUCUUCCCCCACAACGUCGGCCUCGGCGCAAGCAGGGACGCGGAGCUCGCGCGUAAGAUCGGUGAGGCGACGGCGCUCGAGAUCCGCGCUACCGGCAUCCACUGGACCUUCGCACCCUGCGUCGCCGUUUGUGGGGAUCCGAGGUGGGGGAGAUGCUACGAGUGCUACAGCGAGGACCCAGAGGUCGUGCGCUCGUUGACCACCAUUGUCGCCGGCCUGCAGGGGCAGCCACCGGCUGAUCACCCUCAUUGCUACCCGUUUCUCUCAUCCCUUAGGUACUUAAGCAGUGAGAUUCAAUGCGCUUUUUGUAUACCCACAACCUGUUUGUGUAAAUGCGUCUAUGCGGUUUGCAGGGAGAAUGUGCUUGCUUGUGCCAAGCAUUUCGUAGGGGAUGGUGGCACGGACAAGGGGGUCAAUGAAGGAAACACCAUUUGCUCACCUGAAGAUUUGGAAGGGAUCCAUAUGAGACCUUACCUUGAUUGUAUAGCUCAAGGUGUGGCAACGGUUAUGGCAUCCUACUCUCAAUGGAAUGGGGAACCAUUGCAUGCAAGCUGCUAUUUGCUGACAGAUGUUUUAAAGGGAAAGUUAGGCUUCAAGGGUUUUGUGGUGUCAGAUUGGGAGGGUAUUGACAGGCUCUGUGAGCCCAGAGGAUCUGAUUAUCGCUACUGCAUUGCACAGUCCAUUAAUGCAGGAAUGGAUAUGAUUAUGGUACCUUUCAGAUUUGAGAAGUUUUUGGAAGAUCUUGUUUUCUUGGUGGAGGCAGGGGAGAUACCAAUGCCACGGAUUGAUGAUGCGGUUGAGCGGAUUUUGAGGGUUAAGUUCAUAUCCGGAGUUUUCGAGCAUCCAUUAUCAGAUCCAUCCCUACUAGACGUAAUUGGUUGUAAGGAGCAUCGUUUGUUGGCACGUGAGGCUGUUCGGAAGUCUUUGGUACUUUUAAAAAAUGGCAAGAAUCAGAAGGAACCAUUCCUUCCAUUGGCCAAAAACGCAAAAAGAAUACUUGUAGCAGGAACACAUGCUGACAAUAUUGGAUAUCAAUGUGGUGGGUGGACAAUAACUUGGCAUGGAGACAGUGGAAGAAUCACUGAUGGUACAACCAUAUUGGAGGCUAUAAAGGAAUCUGCGGGAGCGGAUACUGAAGUUGUGUAUGAGGAAUGCCCAACAGAAGCCACAGUUGAAACUGGGGAGUUUUCCUAUGCAAUUGUUGUGGUUGGUGAGGUCCCAUACGCCGAAUGGUUGGGAGAUAGAACGGACCUUAGCAUUCCAUUUAACGGUUCUGACCUUAUUUCUUGUAUUGCUACUAAAAUUCCUACCUUAGUCGUGGUUAUAUCUGGAAGACCCUUGGUUAUUGAACCCCAUGUUCUGGACAAGAUAUAUGCUCUUGUUGCUGCCUGGCUACCUGGAACUGAGGGUAUGGGAGUUACCGAUUGCCUCUUUGGGGAUCAUGAUUUUUUGGGUACAUUGCCUGUGACUUGGUUUAGGUCCACUGAUCAAUUGCCUAUGAGUGCUAGAGAUGCUAGCUAUAAUCCAUUAUUCCCUUUUGGUUAUGGGUUGAAAAUGUUCCAAUGUGAUUAAGUUUUAGCAGAAGAUACUGUUUGGUUUGGUUAUACAUUUGAAUCAUUAUAAGAAUUUUACAUAUGCUGUACCAGUUGACUAUUUGAAUAAUGUAAAAGAGAAAUAAUGCCAUGUUGCAGUA
Oryza brachyantha (malo sina) is the source of this 2093-nucleotide messenger RNA. Its product is annotated as beta-glucosidase BoGH3B-like. Lineage: Eukaryota; Viridiplantae; Streptophyta; Magnoliopsida; Poales; Poaceae. The record is from RefSeq and is a predicted model, not a curated record. Gene Ontology annotation, molecular function: beta-glucosidase activity. Gene Ontology annotation, biological process: glucan catabolic process. Bases 74 to 1972 code for a protein of 632 amino acids. The transcript is spliced from 7 exons.